Rattus norvegicus (Norway rat) is the source of this 1595-nucleotide messenger RNA. RefSeq names its product bone marrow stromal cell antigen 2 (gene Bst2). Gene Ontology annotation, cellular component: membrane raft; apical plasma membrane; Golgi apparatus. Gene Ontology annotation, biological process: defense response to virus. The record is from RefSeq and is marked validated. Lineage: Eukaryota; Metazoa; Chordata; Mammalia; Rodentia; Muridae. Bases 11 to 529 code for a protein of 172 amino acids. The transcript is spliced from 5 exons.
GACAUACCACAUGGCACCCUCUUUCUACCACUAUCUGCCCGUGGCGAUGGACGAGAGGUGGGAGCCAAAAGGAUGGAGCAUCCGCCGGUGGUGGCUGGUGGCCGCAAUCUUGGUGGUCCUGAUCGGGGUUGUCUUAGUCUGCCUGAUAGUCUACUUCGCCAACGCAGCGCACAGCGAGGCCUGUAAGAACGGGUUGCGGUUGCAGGAUGAGUGCCGAAACACCACGCACCUGUUGAAGCACCAGCUCACCCGCGCCCAGGACAGCCUGCUGCAGACGGAGAUGCAGGCAAACUCCUGCAACCAGACCGUGAUGGACCUUCGGGAUUCCCUGAAGAAGAAGGUGUCUCAAACCCAGGAGCAGCAGGCCCGCAUCAAGGAACUUGAGAAUAAGAUCGAGAGGCUGAACCAGGAGCUGGAGAAUCUGAGGACCCAAAAGGAAAUUUCUACCACAGUGCAGGUGAACUCAGGCGGCUCCGUGGUGGUCUCCAGCCUACUGGUGCUUGUGGCGGUACUGUUCCUGCACUUUUGAGGACCCAAUAGUUGGCAGGUCACAGCCUGUGUGAGGUCAUUGUGGGUCGUAGUGGCUCUGGAGGGGUCCUGGCAACCCUAAGGAUGUGAAGACCAUUAGGUGGAGCCCAGAUUGCAUCUCCUGCUUUGAACUGGGGAGGGGGGAGGGAGUUCUGCUUUACUGCUUUCAUGGUUAUCGGGGAGGGGCCGCUUAUUUCCGAUGUCUUUGGGGGGCGGGGAGCGGGGGGGCGGAGCCGGGAGUGGGGGCGGGAAAUAAAGUAAUUCGGAAAGAAAGUUUGCUUCUAAGUUGCUAGUGUCAUUAGAUCCCUGGCUUCCUGCCCUGCUUCCCCACUGUCAGGGGCCACCCUAGGAGUUGAGGUGGACACACUGUUGCUCAUCACACCUGUCCACCCAUCCUGUCUGCUGGAAUCAUCAUCAAGGUCUGCAGCAGAGGGCAAAAGGCAGCCGGUGGUGACUGGCUCUUGGUUCUGACUAGUGUACUAAGGAGAAAGCCGUCUGAGACCAGAAUGCCGGUGCUGCCCCUCUGCCUCCGGCAGCCAGUCUGGGCUGGGGUUCCUAUUAGGGUUCUCCAGAGGAAAAGGAGGGCAGGAAAGAGGGAGGAAGGGAGAGAGGGAGAGAGGAAGGAAGGAGGGAGGAAGAGAAGAGGCUCACAGGCCUGGUCUGUUGAAGCCUGCUUGCUAGCUUAAAAUCACCCAUAGCUUGGCUGUGACCCUUGUUUCAUGCCUGCCACCCAUUCGUAUUGCUAAACAAAGACAAACAAAGCCUAGCUUGACUUGAGACAUAGAAAAACAGUUUGGCUCACAGCAAGGUCAAGUUGAGCAUAUAUUCUUGUUCUUGGACAUUUCCCAACCAUGGCCUUCACUCAGGACAGCUUGAGCUGUUCUGUCUAAACAACUCAAAAACCCUUGGUGCAGCCCUCCCCACGCAUGCUUAUGAGCCCACUAUGGUUUUUUCUUUAUAUAAACUGAUCCCCAAAACACUAUUGGUUGCAGCUUUCUGCUUACAAAUUUGAGCUAUGGCCCUGAUCUGUCAGUCUUGAUUCAAUAAAUCAGCCCCAUUCAACUGGG